GCAGCCCGGAAGAGACGCCGCGCCGCGCAUGCCUCUUCCUUUCCAGCUUCGGCCCCGGACGCUGCAGCCGUAGCGAACCGCGCACCCCAAGUUGCCUUCUUGCCUGGCCAUGGAGCUCUAGUAUGGGAGAAGAGUGGUAGGCUGUGACUACUUCAGCGCUUUGGUUUGGGGUCUGCGGCCUGUCAUGAGUCGAGGGCUCUCCUCAGGGUCCUUCCCGCGCACCUGAAGAUGUUGAUGCCCAAGAAGAACCGGAUUGCCAUUUAUGAACUCCUGUUUAAGGAGGGAGUGAUGGUGGCCAAGAAGGAUGUCCACAUGCCUAAGCACCCGGAGCUGGCAGACAAGAACGUGCCCAAUCUUCACGUCAUGAAGGCCAUGCAGUCUCUCAAAUCACGAGGCUACGUGAAGGAACAGUUUGCCUGGAGACAUUUCUACUGGUACCUAACCAAUGAGGGUAUCCAAUAUCUCCGGGAUUACCUCCACCUGCCCCCUGAGAUCGUGCCUGCCACCCUGCGCCGCAGCCGUCCUGAGACUGGCAGGCCACGGCCCAAAGGUCUGGAGGGAGAGCGACCUGCAAGGCUCACACGAGGGGAAGCCGACAGAGACACCUACAGACGCAGCGCUGUGCCCCCUGGUGCCGACAAGAAAGCCGAGGCUGGGGCUGGGUCAGCAACCGAAUUCCAGUUUAGAGGCGGAUUUGGUCGUGGACGUGGUCAGCCACCUCAGUAAAGUUUGAAGAGGUUGUUGUGUGGUGAAUAAACCUGUAGGUGAAUCUUG
Molecule: messenger RNA, 774 nt
Organism: Hippopotamus amphibius kiboko
Lineage: Eukaryota; Metazoa; Chordata; Mammalia; Artiodactyla; Hippopotamidae
Gene: RPS10
Product: ribosomal protein S10
Exons: 7
Coding region: 229-726 (165 amino acids)
Cellular component (GO): cytosolic small ribosomal subunit
Molecular function (GO): structural constituent of ribosome; RNA binding
Source: RefSeq, a predicted model, not a curated record